Messenger RNA from Malus domestica (apple), 1625 nucleotides. RefSeq names its product PI-PLC X domain-containing protein At5g67130-like. Gene Ontology annotation, molecular function: phosphoric diester hydrolase activity. NCBI's taxonomy places the organism in Eukaryota, Viridiplantae, Streptophyta, Magnoliopsida, Rosales, Rosaceae. The record is from RefSeq and is a predicted model, not a curated record. Gene Ontology annotation, biological process: lipid metabolic process.
UGGAAUAUGGAAAUUAUACCAUUUUAAUUUUGUUUCUCCUUAGUCCUUAGCCACAAGUCAAUAUUUUCACAUGGGAGUGAAGGUCCAAGGUUAAGGAUGUUCCGUUACGGCUCGAGUGAUUCAAACAUUUCCUCUUCUUCUCCAUCCCAACGUGGUUGUUGUAAAUGGAUGUGAUUGGUUUUGUUUGGGAUGAACAUUUAUAUCCGUACCCGUAAGAAUUCCCAGACAGUUUAAUCUGCAUUCAGAAGGUCUGCAGACUUCGUUUUCUCAGACAAAACUGAGAAACCUAAGUUCGGUCACCAAAACCCAACGACCACAGUUUCCCUUCAUCACUUUUGGGUUGCAACUUCCAAUAUGAAGACUCUGCAUCACUUUUUGGUUGCAACUUGCAACAUGAAGACUCUGCAGAACUUAGGGUUUACUCAGCAGAACCUCGUUUUGUUAGUCACGGUUUUCGCAGCGGUUUUAAGCAUUGGACAGUGCAAGCUUUUGGACGAAUGCUCGACGGACGCCGAUUGUGAGGCCGGACUUCUCUGCGGGUCUUGCCCACAAGGCUUCUCAGGCACUAGAUGUAUAAGAUCAGCCAUUACAGAUCAGUUCAAACUAUUGAACAAUUCUCUGCCGUUCAACAAGUAUGCGUUUUUGACAACCCACAAUGCCUUUGCAAUUGACGGAGAGCCAUCUCAUACUGGAAUUCCUCGCGUUACCUUCAACAAUCAAGAAGAAACUGUCACUCAACAGCUCAGUGGUGGAGUUCGAGCCUUGAUGCUGGAUACGUAUGAUUUUAAGGACGAUGUGUGGUUGUGCCAUUCUUUUAAAGGAGAAUGCCAUGACUUUACUGCAUUUGGACCAGCUAUAGAUACCCUGAAGGAAGUUGAAGCAUUUUUAUCAGCCAACCCAUCAGAAAUUGUGACAUUGAUAUUAGAGGACUAUGUGGAAGCUCCAAAUGGAUUGACAAAGGUCUUCGACGCUUCCGGGUUGAAGAAAUAUUGGUUUCCAGUGACAAGCAUGCCCAAAACUGGCCAGGACUGGCCACUAGUUAGUGACAUGGUUGCCAAGAACCAAAGGCUACUUGUGUUUACUUCAAAAAAAGCCAAGGAACAAUCCGAAGGAAUCGCUUACCAGUGGAACUACAUGGUUGAAAACCAAUAUGGGGAUGAUGGAAUGAAGGACGGUUGUUCAAAUAGAGGAGAAUCAUCAACUCUUGAUGACAAGACCAAAUCUUUGGUUUUGGUGAAUUAUUUUGCUUCUGUUCCCAUUAAGAAAGGCAGUUGCGUAGAUAACUCUGGGAAUCUGAUUAACAUGCUUUACACUUGUCAUGGUGCUGCUGGCAACAGAUGGGCUAACUUUGUUGCUGUUGAUUUUUACAAGAGAAGUGAUGGAGGAGGAUCGUUUCGAGCUUUAGACAAUCUCAAUGGGGAGCUCUUGUGUGGAUGUAACGAUGUACAUGCAUGUGUGCCAGGAUCACCUCCAGGGUCUUGCAAGCCAUAGAAGUGACAAUACAAAUUCAUUUAAUAAAGCUUAAAUCUUGAGAACUGUAGGAAUAUUGCAAGGAAUCAGCAUGGUUUGUAAUUGCUCUUUGGAAAAAAUAUAUAUUGAAAUUCCUUGUCACUUCCUUCUUAGUA